Messenger RNA from Bemisia tabaci, 3084 nucleotides. RefSeq names its product Ecdysone-inducible gene E1 (gene ImpE1). Gene Ontology annotation, molecular function: protein binding. NCBI's taxonomy places the organism in Eukaryota, Metazoa, Arthropoda, Insecta, Hemiptera, Aleyrodidae. The record is from RefSeq and is a predicted model, not a curated record.
AACUGUGCCGCUGAUAGGUGCGCCUCCUCCAGUCCGUCAACCGCAAACGACAGCACGUCUGGAAUAUCGCCGGGAAACUCUUUCCUCCUUCCGAUUAAGAAUUUUCCAAGCUCAUUUUUUUUUGGUAAAAAACAGUAAUUUUUUUUUUAAAAAAAUUCAAACAAAUCAACCAUGUUUCCGAUCUCUGACUCAUUUUUCGUGUUCGUUGUCGUGUCUUCGUCCGUGUGUGAAAAAAGCGCCAAAACGAUACACCCGCGUUGAGUGAAAUUCAUCCCCCUCCCCUGAAAGGUCGUUACUCGGAAGUUUCUAUUCGCGUUUUGGUGCUACAUCAACUUAUCGCGGGAAAAUGCUCAAGUGUUUCCUAAAAAUUUUUCGAGACCGAAACAAAUCCCUAGGAGCCUGACCGCUAACGUUUUGUAACGCAUAGUAGUAAUUGAGUGCGUCGCUGCGUUCUCGAAUAAAAGUGAAAAUGUUAAUUAAUGUGUUAUUAAUUGCAGUAUUAUUGAAUCAGAUGUGCUUACUGUUGAAUGGAUCAGAAUUAGGGGAAACCUGCGCGGCUAACGAGGAUUGCUCUAUCGAAAACAGCCACUGCUAUUCGGGGAAAUGUUCGUGUCUUCCAUAUUACGCUUCCUACAACUACACAGUUUGCCUUCAAUCCACGUUGCUCGGAUUUGAAUGUCACGUGCCUGAGCAAUGUUCACAAAAAGUAGCCAACAGCUCUUGCAUACAAGGAACGUGCCAAUGUGAGCAAGGCUUCCUCCAGUUUCGACGACACACCUGUCUAACUCCGGCAAAAGUGGGGCAGAUCUGUUACAGCGAUACUCACUGCCGGUUGUGGGAUAGCGAUACCCAUUGCCACUUCCUCAUCCAAAACCUCUUCGGAAAAUGCGUCUGCAACUCUCCACUUGGCUCCAUGCAGAACGGUGCAUGCGUGCCCAGUCCUUCUCCAGUCGAAACAACCGAAUCCACGGAGAUCGCCGUCUCCACGGAAAUAACCACUUCAGGAAAAUCGCAACUCUCCAGCCCUUCCCCCACCUCAUUCAUCAAUCGGUCCCCGAUCAAAUUCUCCUCGGUCAGUCCUAGCCAGAAACCCCAUAAAAAGCCUCAAAGCCCCACGCAGCGACCGAACCCCCAAAAAUUCAAAGUCUCGACACCCAAACCCUCAGUCAAACCCACCGAGAAUCCCAAUAAAGUUCUCCAAGAGAAGAUCUCAACGGAGUUGGAGCCACCUUUCUCUAGUCAAUCUACCCUGAAACCGUUCAAGACGACGAUAACGUUCGUUGAAAAGACCAAGCCAGGUAUUAAACCCAACAAACCGAACAAACAUACGGCAACGUUUCUGUCACCAUCAGCGAUCACACCGAACUUUCCAAAGUUCACGAUCGAUGUCACCAGUACCACGGAGAUUCCUGGUAAACUCACCACCUGGAUUAUCAACGAUAACAAUGGGGCCCUCACCAGAAUCAAACCUACCACCAAUGAACUCACCAAGACCACUACGACCGCCAGUUAUAACACAGUUAACUGUUUGAGAUGCCCCACGAACAGUUUGUCAAACGGUUUGACAAAUGGUUUAACAAACAGUUUGACGAACACAUUCUCGGGUGGCUUAACCAACGGUUUGACGAAUAAUUUUGUACACCGCUUGAAAUUUCCGGCUAGGCCGACGCAGUACACGACGAUCAAACUGAAUUCGACGGCGGAUAAAACUGGUUUGCCAGCGCAGUACGGGGCACCGGGCCCGAGUUUGACGACGAGGUGGACGACGCCGGCACCCGCACGAACGACGCCGAGGCCGUUGAAACACACGACGGCGGCGCGGCUCCCAGGGACGACAGUGGUGACCCCCAGCGACAGUCAGAUGCUUGGCCAAUAUUUGAGUUUGGUCAAACUGAAGAAUCAGAGCAAGCCGAGCUUCGGUGUGAUGCUGGUGAAACCGACCCACGAGACACCCACUACAAGUACCUGGAUCCGACCGGUCACCCCGGGCUCCUCCAACACCAUCACCAAGAUCAUCGCCUCGCCGGGCCCUGCUGUUCUUUACAACGUGGGAACAAAAACUGGACCAGAAAAGGAUCCACUUAAGGUCUCACUGGGGAUGGUGUGUAAACACCACAAGCAAUGUAUACGCGCGGACCCUGAGUCAAGAUGCAUCAAUGGAAUAUGCGACUGUGUCAAGCCGCGAAAUAACGAAACAGGUGCAUAUUGUAACGCGUUCAACAGAGGGUGCCAUCCAAACACAUUCCAGUGCAAAUCCAGUGGGAAAUGCAUAAGCUGGUUCUUCGUGUGCGACGGUCGGCGGGACUGCGCGGAUGGCUCGGACGAGGCGUGCGGUGGCCCCGGGCGGGGUGGGAGCUCCAACGGGUGUCCAACCCUUGGGUUCCGCUGUGGAAAACUCGAGCCGGCCGUUUGUGUCUCGCAGGCGGCCCGCUGUGACGGCGCCUGGGACUGCCCCGGCGGCGAGGACGAGCAAAACUGCACCGUCGGACCGCAACAAGACUGUCCGCGUCACACGUACCGGUGCAAGAGCGGGCAGUGCGUGCCGGAGUACGAAUACUGCAACGCGGCGGCGGCCUGCAAGGACGGCUCAGACGAAUUGGCACAAGCCUGCUCGGCCACUUGGGACAGCGACGUCACCACGCUCGGCUUCUGCCCGUUCCGCUGCAACAACGGACGCUGCCGAUCCAGCGCCGUCACCUGCUCCGGCAAAGACGGCUGCGGUGACGAAUCCGACGAGGCCAAGUGCAACGUCUGCAGAUGUGCGAAAAUAUCUUGAUAAUGAAACUGACAUUCUGAGGUUCAACUACGUUAGUAUCACCAAGAUACGAGAAAACAAAUGCGCACCAGUUUUUCGGUAGCAGUUAAUCUCGCAAUAAUUGUUUUUGAAAUAUUUUUUUUUCAUGAGUCAAAUUGUGUAAAUAGUUGUAGAUAAAAUUAAGAACGAAAAAGUCACAUCGGAGAACAUGUACAAAAUAAAUUUGAAUAUGCAGCAUAAUAUGUGUAAGUUUCCAUAAUACUAAGAAUAAUGAACAGAUGUUGUAUUGCAAAAUAGGAAGAUUUUAGUAAACUACUUCCGUGCAUGUA